This is a messenger RNA of Fusarium venenatum, 1404 nucleotides long. NCBI's taxonomy places the organism in Eukaryota, Fungi, Ascomycota, Sordariomycetes, Hypocreales, Nectriaceae. The record is from RefSeq and is a predicted model, not a curated record.
AUGGCUACUCGCACAGCACUUCGGCAAGUGGGUUGCGCUCCCAGACAUCUCACCUUUCGAAGAUACAUCUCGACUCGAGAUAUGGCAGCCGCAGACUUCAAGAAGCUCAAAGUUGACCGACCACGAUUGAUGGAGGCAUUACAUGACACUUGUAAAUGGGGAACUGGUCUCAAAUGGGGAGACAAACCGACUGAUACAGGCAUGUCACGUUUGGCUCUUUCGGAUUCCGACAAACAGGUUCGGGACUGGUUUGUCGAAACUACAAAGGGUCUAGGUUGCAAGGUGACAAUCGAUUCCAUCGGAAACAUCUUUGCAGUACGUCCCGGUCGCAAAGAAGGACCACCGACCUUGGCAGGAAGCCAUUUGGACACUCAACCUACGGGCGGAAGAUAUGACGGAAUUCUAGGCAUACAAGCCGGUAUCGAAAUGCUCAAGGUUCUUCAGGACCAUGAUGUAGAGACAGAGUAUCCAGUUGGUGUGGUGAAUUGGACUAACGAGGAGGGUGCUCGUUUUCCAAUCAGUAUGAUGGCUUCUGGAGUAUGGGCAGGCUGUAUUCCCCAAGAAAGAGCUCACAAUCUUAAGGAAGUUGCUGGAAACGCAACAGUCAAGUCAGAGCUGGAAAGAAUAGGGUAUCUUGGUGAAACACCAGCCAGCUAUAAGUCCACUCCAAUUGGAGCUCAUUUCGAACUUCACAUUGAACAAGGCCCAAUUCUCGAACGAGCGCAGAAGAAGAUUGGAGUCGUGCAGGGCGUACAAGCCUACAAGUGGUUCACCAUUGACAUCACUGGACGAGACGCACACACUGGUUCAACUCCAUUCUCCGACCGAGCAGAUGCUCUCCUCCUUGCCGCGAGACUUAUAACUCACUCGCAUCGAUUGGCUACCAAGCACAAGGCGCUUGCAUCGACCGGAAUCCUCAACCUCACUCCUGGAAGCACCAACACUAUCCCUGGCCACGUCAGCUUUACUCUCGACAUACGAUCACCCUCAGGCGAGACUGUUGAAGCUCUCGAGAAGGAUCUCCGUCGCGAUUUUGAUCUCUUAGCCAGCGGAACGGAUGUUGACGGAUUGCUCGCAGGCUCAACGCCCGCACUUCCUCUCUCCCUUAAAUGGCGAACAGAUACGAUCUCGACAGCAACCAAGUUCCACCCCGAUUGUAUCCAAGCCGUAAGAGAAUCUGCCGAGUCUAUUCUUGGGAAAGACGCAGCGGUAGACAUUUCUAGCGGUGCUGGCCAUGAUAGUGUGUACACCAGCAAACACUGUCCUACAACCAUGAUCUUUAUCCCGUGCAAGGGAGGAGUAAGCCAUAACCCGGAGGAGUACUCUACGCCUGAAGAGUGCGCCACUGGAGCAGAGGUUUUGUGUCAAGCGGUUGUACGAUAUGAUCAGAAGAGGGUUCAAUAG